AACUUCAUAGUCUUAAUUAGUAGUGCUAUUCUGAACCUAGAACGUGUGCGCAGGCAGAUUAGAAUAAGCACGAUUUCGUGGUGGCACGAUCCGGUUGCGUGCGAGCGUGGCGCGCACGACCGAGGCGGUCGCAGGCUCCCUCUCCCGGCCCUUCCCGCUCGCGGCACUUCUGCAUUUGAAGCCCCCGCAUGGCAUGUAGGCAGCGCGCCGCCUCGCGCCCAUGCGUUGACUUGCGCGCGCGUCCAUGCAUGGAGGAGACGGAGAUGGCGCUGCCAAACGACGCCCUCGCCGCCAUCCUCGGCCGGCUCCCGCCAUGCACCCUCGCGGCGUGCCGCUGCGUCUGCAAGGCGUGGCGCGCCGUCGUGGACGCCCGCGGGCUGCUGCUCCCGCACGUCCUCCCCCACGCGGUGCGGGGCAUCUUCCUCAACUUCAUCGGCCACCCGCGCCCGAGCGCAUUCUUCGCCCGUCCCUCGCCAGGGCGCGCCGGGACGAUCAGCGGUAACCUCGGCUUCUUGCCCGGCUUCGGCCGCAAUUUCAACUCCAUCCUGGAUCAUUGCAAUGGCCUCUUGCUUUACGGAGGCGCCAGCGAGCUCUACGUGGUCAACCCCGCGACGCGCCGGUGGGAGCGCCUGCCCCCGCGCACGGAUGCAUCGAACUACUUGGCUUACCUUGUGUAUGACCCCGCCGUGUCGCCGCACUAUGAGGUGUUCUUGAUCCCUCGCGUGCCGGAGAAACCAAGACUCGUAUAUCCGAGAGAUACUCCACCAACGCCAUGUCGCCUGAGCCAGGUCUUCUCAUCGCUAGGUGACAUAAGGGGCGCCGAAGAUAGAGAGGAGGUGGAGGAGGAGCGUAGUGAGGAACUGGCGGGAUCGUCAUCGGCUCAAGCUGCUGAAGAAGUCCUUUGUCCAACGAGGCUGACGCCAUCGUUGAGCAGGUGGGAGGGCGAGCUCGAGGACUCCUAUCGCUUGAUGGAAUGGCCACCAUCACCGUGCACACUUCACGUGUUCUCGUCAACUACAAGGCGGUGGGAGCAGAAGUCAUUUGUCCGAGAAGGGAAGGCAGUGGGAACUGUCGAGGAUGUGCGAUUGGAUUCAUAUCACCAGAUGUAUUUGGGACCUCGCCGGCGCUACUCCGUACACUGGCGGGGAGCACUUUACGUACAUUGUCGCGGUGCUUUUGUGAUGAGGCUAUCCUUGACAAACGCCAAGUAUCAAGUGAUUGAAACACCAAUAUCAAUAGGCGUUCAAGAGAGCAAAUAUGGACGGUAUUAUCUUGGGACAUCAGAAAAAGGGGUGUACUUUGCAACAAUUCAUGAUCAUUACCAACUUCGAGUUUGGAUCCUCAAUGAAUUACGUGGCGAGAUAAAAUGGAUCUUGAUGCAUGAUAUUGACCUCGAGACAUCUGCUUUGUGGGCAGCAUUACACUUGAACAAUCGUCAACGAAAUGAUGGGCCUUGGAUUUUAGAUGAAUACAACAAUGAUAAUGACGAUCUCAACGACGUGGUACCAAAACCGUAUUUUCAAUGGGAUUCCGAUGAUGAUAAUGUUCUCGACUAUGAAGAUAGGGAUAAGUACGAGCAUGCAUACAUUUACUUACUUGGGUUUCACCCGUACAAAGAGGUUAUCUUUUUUAUGGCAUCAUUUACAGGAAUAGCAUAUCACUUGAAUAGCUCAAAGCUUCAAUACUUAGGCAAAUUAUACCCAAAAGAUUAUGAUCAUUCGUACAUAAAAGGUGUGCAUGAGUCAUUUCCAUAUACCCCCUGCAUGAUUAUUGGAGAGCUUCCUGGAAGCAGACAGGAAACUCGUCCAGAAGAUCGGCGACAUGAUGCUUAAACAAACAUGUAUAUGCGACUAAAUUUGUGCUAUUAUCCAUUUGAUGAUCAUCUUCUGAGUUCGUUGUUACGUGAACAGUGAGUACGUUCGUAUUAUUAUUCAUUCGAAGUCGGUAUUUGUUUCUUCAUGUAUGGUUAUAAGCGCAAGAAAGUGC
Molecule: messenger RNA, 1986 nt
Organism: Phragmites australis (common reed)
Lineage: Eukaryota; Viridiplantae; Streptophyta; Magnoliopsida; Poales; Poaceae
Exons: 2
Coding region: 189-1832 (547 amino acids)
Molecular function (GO): protein binding
Source: RefSeq, a predicted model, not a curated record